AUGGAUGUGAUCGCAUUUCCAUCAACAUCCACCCAAACACACUAUCUCUUCUCCUCAACAUCACCUGAGAAUCCACCCCUAAACCAGCCUUUUCCCAUCAUUCCAAACCAAACCCAUGUCAGUCGCUGCAAAUGCAGCUCGGUUGCUAGUUCUAAGCUUACCAAAACUCAGACCCACCAACUGUUUGAUGAAAUUCCUCUGUGGGAUACUUUCGCAUGGAACAACGUUAUCCAGACUCAUUUAACGAAUGGGGACCCAAGACAAGUCACUUCCACUUACCAGAGAAUGCUUUUGCUUGGCGUCAGGCCUGACCGCCAUACUCUGCCUCGGGUUCUUGCAGCUUCGCGGCUUUUAGGUAAUUUGUCAUUGGGCAAACAGCUUCAUUGCCAUGUUAUAAAGUUUGGGUUCGUUUCUGAUGCAUAUGUCACGUCGGCCAUAGUUGAUUUGUAUGGUCAGCUGGAGGGCGUCCAGGCUGCAAAAUGGUAUUUUAAGACUGCCAAUUUCGACAGAAAUAAUGCUGUAGCGUGGACUUUGCUGGCUGGCAUGUUUGUGAAAAGGAAUAAGCCUGAACUGGCGAUUGACUUGUUUAACGAAAUGAUAGAUCAUGGUGGUAAAAUUGUUGAUGCUGUCGCACUGGUUACUGUUAUUACUGCUUGUGGGAUGUUGAAAUCGUUGCGUGAUGGGAGGCGUAUUCAUCAGAUUGCUAAGGAUUUUGGGCUGGAUAUCGAUAUUUUGGUAGGGAAUGCUCUAGUGAAAAUGUACAUUGAAUGUGGUAGUAUCAGAGAUGCCCGGGCAGUGUUUGAUGGGAUGAGGUGCAAAGAUGCCAUUUCUUGGACUGCGAUGAUUAAUGGGUAUGUGAAAAAGGGUGGGUUCCAUGAGGGUCUCAAGUUAUUUCGGUUAAUGAUUGGUGAUGGGAUAAAAGCUGAUGCCUUUGCAAUUUCUAGUGUUCUUCCAGGUUGUGCUCGAGUGGCUGCAAAUAAGAAUGGUAAGGAAAUUCAUGGCCAUCUGAUAAGGAAUGGGAUUGACAUGAACGUAACUGUCCUGAAUGCUCUGAUGGACAUGUACGUCAAAUCAGGGUCCAUUGAGUAUGCUUCAAGAGUAUUUGCUGCAAUGAAAGACAGGGAUGUUAUUUCAUGGACCAUUAUGAUCUUGGGUCAUAGUUUACAUGGACAAGGAAAGGUUGGUGUGGAUUUGUAUCACGAAAUGGUGGAGAACUCAAGACUAGAAGCAGAUCAGAUGACAUUGGCUGCAGUCCUCUAUGCUUGUUACUCUGCCCGCAUGGUUGAAGAAGGUCGGUAUUACUUUAACUGCAUUAGAUCGCCUAAGGUUGCACAUUGUGCCUUGAUCGUUGCACUUCUAGCCCGUGCUGGUCUCUUUUAUGAUGCAAAGGCAUUUAUUGAGGAGAGGAAAAUCUCAAGGCAAGGGGAAGUGUUAAGAGCAUUACUCGAUGGGUGCAGGGUACAGCGGAACACCAUUAGAGGAAAAGAAGUUAUUGAGCAGCUUUGUGACUUGGAGCCUCUUAAUACAGAGAAUUAUGUUCUGUUAUCGAACUGGUACGCACAUCACAAAAAUUGGGACAUGGCAGAUAAAUAUAGUGAGACAAUUAAGGAUAUGGAUUUGAGGCCUAGAAAAGCAUGUAGUUGGAUUGAGUUCAAAAACAAGAUUCAUGUCUUCAGGACAGGGGAUGCAUCUCACCCACGAUCAGAAAGUGUGUACUCUGAACUACAGAAUUUACAGAAGAGGGUAAAAGCAGAAGGAUUUCAGAGUGCAGAUUUUAGUCUCCAUGAUGUGUACGGAGAGAGAGAAUGUGAUCCCAUUGGACAUAGUGAACUCUUGGCUGUCUCAUUUGGUCUUAUCAAUAGAGUAGCAGGGCAAACAAUUCGCGUGAGUAAAAAUGGGCGUGUCUGUCAAAAUUGCCAUAGUUUUGUCAAGGCUAUUUCAAAAGAAGCGGGGGUUGAAAUUGUAUUAAGAGAUCCAGGUUGCUUUCAUCAUUUCAAGGAUGGAUGUUGUUCUUGUAUGGACUGUUGGUGA
This is a messenger RNA of Coffea eugenioides, 2031 nucleotides long. Its product is annotated as pentatricopeptide repeat-containing protein At3g12770-like. The transcript has a single exon. The record is from RefSeq and is a predicted model, not a curated record. Lineage: Eukaryota; Viridiplantae; Streptophyta; Magnoliopsida; Gentianales; Rubiaceae. Bases 1 to 2031 code for a protein of 676 amino acids. Gene Ontology annotation, biological process: RNA modification. Gene Ontology annotation, molecular function: zinc ion binding; RNA binding; protein binding.